This is a messenger RNA of Mesocricetus auratus (golden hamster), 3719 nucleotides long. It is a transcript of the gene Ift54, whose product is annotated as TRAF3 interacting protein 1. Bases 103 to 2175 code for a protein of 690 amino acids. The record is from RefSeq and is a predicted model, not a curated record. Gene Ontology annotation, molecular function: microtubule binding. Gene Ontology annotation, cellular component: axoneme; intraciliary transport particle B; centrosome. NCBI's taxonomy places the organism in Eukaryota, Metazoa, Chordata, Mammalia, Rodentia, Cricetidae. Gene Ontology annotation, biological process: intraciliary transport; regulation of microtubule cytoskeleton organization; cilium assembly. The transcript has 17 exons.
GUGGGAUGGGAGACCGGCGCGCCGGGACGGCGGGCAUCUCGGGGCACCGGGCGGAGGCGCGGCGCGCGAGGAGGGGUGCGGGCGGUCGCGGGCGCCAGCGCCAUGAACGCCGCAGUGGUGCGGCGGACGCAGGAGGCCCUGGGCAAGGUGAUCCGGAGGCCGCCGCUCACCGAGAAGCUGCUGAACAAGCCGCCGUUCCGCUACCUGCACGACAUCAUCACCGAGGUGAUUAGGAUAACUGGCUUCAUGAAGGGCCUCUACACAGAUGCCGAGAUGAAGUCAGAUAAUGUCAAGGAUAAAGAUGCAAAAAUUAGCUUCCUACAGAAGGCCAUAGAUGUGGUCAUGAUGGUCUCGGGAGAACCCUUGUCAGCAAAACCAGCUAGAAUCGUGGCCGGGCAUGAACCUGAGAAGACCAACGAGCUGCUUCAGUUGAUUGGCAAGUGCUGCCUCAACAAGCUCUCCAGUGAUGAGGCAGUGAAGAGAGUCUUAUCUGGGGAGAAGGGGGACUCUCGAGGACGGGCCUUACGGACCUCCAAAGCACAUGAUUCUGACAACAAGAGUGUGAAGGAAGAAGAGUCCAGGACUCAGAAAGAGGAUAAAAGAAGCUCUGAGGUGAAGGAGAGAAGCACAAGUGCAGAGCACAAACCGAAGGAAGACCUGAAAGAGGAAAACAAACCCAGGGACAAGGAGAGGGACAAGGAGAAGGCGAGGGAGCCCGACAGAGACCGGCACAGAGACCCUGAGAAGGACAAAAACAGAGAGGGAGAGCGAGAGAAAGCCAGAACGCGCACCAAGCAGGACAGGGACAGAAGCAACAAAGACCGCGACAGAGAGGCAGAAAGGGACAAGGAGAGGGACAGGAGGAGCGAGGGUGGGAAAGAAAAGGAGAGGCCGAAGGACCGAGACCGUGACAAAGGAAAAGACCGGGAGCGGCGGAAAGCGAAGAAUGGGGAACAUUCCCGUGACCCUGACAGGGAGAAAAGCAGAGAUCCAGACAAGCCAGAGAAAAAGUCAGCAAGCUCAGGAGAGAUGUCUAAAAAGUCAGAUGGAACUUUCAAAGAUGCCAAAGCAGAGAUGGAGGCUGAGGCUUCUGUGGGAGCAUCCAGGUCCUUGACAUCAAAAACAUCAAAACGGAGAUCUAAGACCUCACUGGAAGGAAGAAGGGAUUCUAGAGCCAGUGAAAAUAGUCUUACCCCUGAAAAAGAACAUAACGCUUCCUACCGUAAAGCUAAGAAGGACCAUAGCAUGAAGCAGCUUGGAAGGAAAGAGGAUAAUAUUUCAGCUAAGAUUUUAGACUCCAUAGUGUCGGGACUAAAUGACGAACCAGAUCAGGAAACGACAGCUUCAGAAAUAGGCGACUCCCCCAGUGACGCAGAAGGAGAAGCUGGACCAGUUACUGGCCAAGAUAAGCCUGAGGUGUCAGAGAAUGCAGAAGUCCCCAGUGAACUUUCCUCCAAUCUCAGAAGAAUGCCUCGGCCUGGAAGUGCGCGACCAGCCCCUCCCAGGGUCAAACGACAAGAGAGCACCGAGACGCUGGUGGGAGACAGGUCUGGAAGUGGUAAAACUGUCUCCAAUGUGAUCAUCGACUCACAGAAUUCUGACAAUGAAGAUGAUGAGCAGUUUGUGGUGGAAGCCUCCCCUCAGCUUGCAGAAAUGUCAGAAAUUGAGAUGGUGCCAGCAGGGGACCUGGAGGAUGAGGAGAAGCAUGGUGGGCUUGUGAAAAAGAUCUUGGAGACGAAGAAGGAUUAUGAGAGAUUGCAGCAGUCUGCCAAGCCGGGCGAGAAGGAGCGCUCCCUCAUCUUUGAGUCAGCAUGGAAGAAGGAGAAGGACAUCGUUUCGAAGGAGAUAGAGAAACUCCGAGUGUCCAUCCAGACCCUGUGUAAGAGUGCACUUCCCCUGGGAAAGAUCAUGGACUACAUCCAGGAGGACGUCGACGCCAUGCAGAACGAGCUGCAGCUGUGGCACAUCGAGAACAGGCAGCAUGCGGAGGCCCUGACCAAGGAGCAGAGCAUCACAGACAGUGCGGUGGAACCCCUGAAGGCAGAGCUGUCUGAGCUGGAGCAGCAGAUCAGAGACCAGCAGGACAAGAUCUGUGCUGUGAAGGCCAACAUCCUGAAGAACGAGGAGAAGAUCCAGAAGAUGGUGCACAGUAUCAACCUGACGUCACGAAGGUGAACGGCCAGCUCUGCAGAGAUGAUGGGAGAAGAGAAAGGAGACCACACUCUGCCUCAGUCAGCCUGCCGAGGGAAUGGACUGCAGAUGCCUGGACCCGGCUAAAGUCAGAGCUUUCGGUUUAGGCGCUAAACUUAUUAAAAGGCUGUGUUUUCUUACCUCCUCCAGCUGCAAUACUUGCUACUUUAGUCUUCAGCUUGCCUUUAUAGGAGGGCUUAUUUCUCUGGGGUUUUUUGGGCAAAUGAUGUUUUCUGCUGCAGCCUGUUUAAUCCUGUACCUGAAGUUUCUGGCAGGUAAGUUGUGUCGUGCUACUGGGGAAACUGCAGGCCUUUAUUCUGCUUCCGAGUCUCCCAGAAGGACUUCCUGCCAGCACUGAGCAAAGGAGACUGUGGACUUUUUGGUGUGUACUUGAUAAAUAGAAAGGGAACAAGGCCUCAAAGGAUUAAAUUGCAUUUUCAUUUCUACCUGAAAGGGACAUUUCAGCCCAUGUUCUUGAAAGGUGCCUGUUACCUGUGCAGGGUCACCGUUCUUCCUAUUGUACAUGCGUCUUUCUGCCGUCCCCUCAUGGCCCUGCUGUCUGCUUUUCUGGCAGUUCAUAUGCUGAAACAGGAGAACUCAGUCUGGCCUCCAUGGGUGCCAUCUGAUGGGAAACUGUCGCUGGUUACCUCCUGGGCUUUCUUCAGCCUCCAGGAUUCUUCUGAUGGAUAAGCAGUCCCCCAGGCCUCCCAAGACCUUGUAGCAUGAAGGGCAGGCAGCACAGCCCUUUUCCUUUAUGUAGGUGUGUGCACUGGGAGUGUGGGGACUAAGGAAGAGAGCAUACCAAUUUACAGUUUGUGUUUGUUUUCCUUUUUUAAAGGUCUUUUUUUAAAGCAUAGCUUUUAUGGUUUAUAUUCAGUUUUCGCCUAUGUAAAAUACUGUAAAUACUUAUGAGGUCUUGAAUUAUUGUCUAAAGGAUCUCACAGUCUUUGGAGAUGUUCUUGCUGGCUUAAGGUCUGAGAUGGCACUUACGUAUCUGAAUAUUUAUUAUGUUCACUAAGACAAGCCCUGGAAUGUGUGAAGACUGCCUGAGCACAUUUUGUCUCUUAAGGCUUGCACACAUGGCACAGCUAGUGUUUCUCAGGCAGCUAAAGGCAGCAGCCCAGUCCUCAGCCAGGGGCUGUUGCGACAGUGUGAAGGCUCCUUUAGUGGGUUGUCUUUCUCCUGACUGAAGCACACCACACUUUUCUCCCACCCAGAUGCUUCUGAAUAGUUUGAGGGGGAUGGGGAGGGAAGGCUUGUAGUCAACUAGUCUUUUGUAUGUUCAUAAUCUAUUUUUUACUAAAGUGAAUGAGUUAGCCAUAACCCUAAGUGGACCCUAUGUAGCCCAAGUUAACAUAUAUAUAAAACCUUUUAUGAAUUUGUAUAUAUGAAUAGAAUUUUUAUGUUGCAAAAUUACAUACAUUGUAUGUGAGUAAAUUUUAUAUGCUGUAGUCUAUCAGAUUGUAUCAUAAAGUUUUAUUUUUCUUUUUUACAUAAAUCAUUAAAAUAAUCACCUAUUUUUCCUAUAA